Messenger RNA from Xyrichtys novacula (pearly razorfish), 5735 nucleotides. The record is from the annotation of a GenBank genome assembly. Lineage: Eukaryota; Metazoa; Chordata; Actinopteri; Labriformes; Labridae.
UGGGCUGGAGUGUAACAAUAGGUUUAGUCUGCGCAAUUGUCCAUCAUUUGAUUCAUGAGACUGUCUUCAAAACUGGUCAGUAUUGAUCUUUAAAAAGAAAUUCAAAGAUGCUGGAGUAAACGCAGACAUUUACUUACACCCCUCGUUACAGUGAGCAUUGGUACAGUCCAAAUAACGGCUCGAUCUGUGAGCCAUCUGCACUGGACAAGCUAGCUAAGGUAGGCUAUCGUGGCAUCAAAGUAAAACAUGAUGAAAAAGGAGUAAAUUAAGUUGAAUUAAAUUCCUCAGAAAGCGUUUUAAUAAUUCAUUGCAUUACUGAAAGGAUAAUGUCGACCGUACCUGCCUGUUUACUAUAAUGGGGUUUGGAAACUGACUUCAUAAACCAAGGAUUUCAGAAUAAUUAACCUACAAUGGCCAGGGUAGGAAGGAAAACAAAAAAAACAAAAAAACAUUUAAAGGAAAAUUUUAAAAUCCUUUAAAAAAGUUAUUAAAAGUUAAAGAUACUAAAGAGAAGCAAAAACGGAAGGUUAAAAAAAGAUGAGUUUCAGAAUACAAGCAAAAAAAAAAAAAAGGUACAAUUCAAACUUGUAUACUGACAAUACAAAUACAAACAUAGGCCUAAAUGAACAUAUAAGUGUGGGUUUAGUCUAGAUAGUCAAUUUCAUUAUUUCAACAAAUUGCAUGGCAUUCAAUUGGAUUUUUUUCAAGCUUGGACUUCUGCAGAGAUAGAAGUACAGCCACUUUGCAGAUGUGGAAGUUGUUGCUGUUAACAAGAUUAAAAUAAGUUAAGGGUGAAGUGUUGCUCCCCUCUUGUCUUGAUCUUGUUUCCGUAAGGAGAGACAAGUUAAAGAAGAAAAAAACAGUUAUAUCUCAUAACAAUCAUCAAGUUGAUGUUGCUUGACUUAAAGUCUUUGGCGUGUGGACUCUGAGGGGGAUUGUGAGAUCAGAGGAUGACUGGUCUGAGCUGCAGCAGGAAAUGCUUACCUUUUGGGUAGAAGGUCGGACUUCGCUUUUCACAUUAAAAAUAUUUAAAACUGUUCAAUUGCCAGGAGCAAAGUAACUUUGAGAUUAAAGGGAGAGUAUUGAGAUGGAUUAUAACCAAGUCCAAGUUAGUUGCUGUGGUUCAGUCUGCCAAAUUCAAAAAGCUUCUCUUAACUUUGAAUGUGUUCUUGACGAAGAAACGUCCUCCAAGAAACCACAGGAAACAAUGCAGCUGAUAAUUUGACUGAGCAUGAAGACUACUUUGCAAACAUGGACAGUAGAUGAUGUCAAACUAUUUGCAAUGGGAUGAUUUACAGUCAAGUCAGCACAGCGAAGAGACCGAAGAUGCCGGGUUAUUUGUUUAGGCAAACCUUCGCCGUAAACGACUUCCCAGUGAGAUUGGCAUUACUGCUGUUUUCUUGACACUUUGGUUUAUUCAAAAGACUAAGCAAAGGAGUCACUCUGAUUUUCGGAGAACUUUGAAGACAUAUGACAGAAUAUAAGACAUAGAGAGCAAACGCGGUGAAACUUUGGAUGAGCAUUCAAAGACCAAGAAGUAAGUCACUUCCAUAAUCUCUUUUUCACAAGCUGCUGUGUUUAUUGUUUUAAUGCAGAAAGUUUUAAUGAAGCCAGAGCAGUUUCUUUUCAUUAGCAUUUCUUUUAAAAAGUCAUUGGUUGUCUGUUACAUCUCAGUGCCUUGUGUACCAUUAUAUGACUUAUAUUGUGUGAUGUUCUCUAUAACCUGUUAUAGUCACUGGAGUUUUUAGUAGCCAUUAAACUGACUUGAACAUGCAACACAUAUAAACUGAAACACAAACAAGUGUCCUAAGCUAGAGAAGUGUCAGAGUGAGGGAGCUAUCAACUCAAACUAUUGUCUAAUUUGAUGUAUUAAUUAAGUUUUUUCUUAUAAACAGAUAUGGAUGAGAUGUAUCUGCUGCUGCUUCUGUCAGGUAGGUGUUUUCUGCAUUCAAGAAUCAAAAUUUGUCUUACAGCCAUCAAAAAUGUAAGUUGGGAGAGAUUUUCAUAAACUGUUGGACUAUUUGCUCAUGCAGUUGUUGACAAAAUGGUCCCCUCCCUGCUUGUUAAUGACUGAGCCUUUUGAGGAUGCUCCUUUUAUACCCAAUCAUGACCCCCACUUGUUUCCAAUCAACCUGCUCACCUGUGGAAUAAUCCAAACAGGUGUUUUUGGAGGAGUCCUCGGCUGUGUCCGAAAUGAAUCACUCAAUCCCCAACCCCUAACCCCCAUAUGGGGUUUCACUAUAUAGCUGACUAUGUAGUGAGCUCAAUCACCAGACACUACAUGCAUGACGGGAUGCCCACCACCCGUGAGUGACCAUCGGAUGGUCACUACAUUUUGCAAUGCUCUGUGAGAAAUCUUGAGUCGCCUAUAUGGGGCAUUGGAAUUGAUCACUUAGGUUUCGGACACCCCUCAAAAUGGCGCUCACCCCAAUAAAGUUGCCCAUAUAGGGGUUAGGGAUCCAUUUCAUACACAGCCCUAAUUUUUCCCAGUCUUCUAUUGACUCUUUUCCCACCUUCUAAUAGAGCAUUUCAAGGAUAGAAGAAGUUGUAUUUUUUAUAAAUUUCUUCAUGUAAUUAAAAAGGUUUCCUCCAUUUAUUCUCAUUUCUCCCUCAGGCCUGUGUUCCUUGUCCUCAUGUGUAAUUGAGUUCAAGCUGUUUCAAAAUCCAAUGACCUGGGAUGAGGCAAGAGCGUACUGCAGGGAGGAAUGUGUUGACCUGGCCACCGUAGACGACAUGGAAGAGAUGCAAGCUGCUCUUAAAGCUGUGAAGGGAGGAAACGGCGUGUGGAUAGGACUCCAAAAAGGAAGUCAAAGGAGGUGGCACUGGUCUCUGACACAGAAAGAUUUCUACAAAGCGGGAGAGAAGGACUACCUGAUUUGGGGGCAACAAACUGAUAACAACUGUGGCUCUUACAAAAAUGGAUUGUUGUAUUCAGUGAGCUGUGAUAGGUUAUAUUUUGCGGUUUGCUUUGAUGGUAAGUGCCAGAUUUCUCCAAUAUUACAGCACGAACAAAAAGAAUAAUGUGACAACAAAUGAGAAAGGGGAGAAGUACUGCUGAAUCUGUAUGAAAUCACACAUGAAACUAAAAGUCAUGCAUCAUAUUUCAUAAAACUCGCCUCAUUUGUUUAUUUAUUAUUAGAGACAAAACAAGGUCAGGACCGGUACGUUCUCAGCUCUGGAAAAAUGGAUUGGAUGGCUGCUCGGGAGUACUGCAGGACUCAUUAUACAGACCUGACUAGUGUGAGGAAUGAGGAAGAAAGCCAGAUACUCCAGGAAGUAGUUGGUGCCCAACAGGUGUGGAUUGGCCUCUUCAGAGACCCUUGGGAGUGGUCUGAUGGCAGCAGCUCUUCAUUCAGACACUGGAUGGCAGACCUAGUUGUCUUCACAGACCUUACAGUAAAAGAAUGUGUGAUUGUGAGAGGAAGUGGUCGAUGGGAACCACAAAAAUGCACAGAUCGGCGUCAGUUCCUCUGCUCCUGUGAGAAAAGUAAGACUUUUUUCUCUGUUUUUAAAAAAUGGACAAAAAAUAUGCUUUACAGAUGGAGUAUAAACCAUUGACAUUAUUCUGACGCCGAUCGUACUGCUGACACAUCUGAUUUGUGACAGAUGUUUGGCACUGGUAUGUCACUGAGAUAGACCAACAUUGUAAACACACUGACCAAUAUCAUAUAUCUGCAGAGUUGAAGGCUGCAGUCUCAGACCCAUAAAUCUGGGACCACAUCUCAAGGAUCCUUGUGCUGCUACACCAGCUAUGGUCAGGGUAAAGAUAGGGGUGGUGGUUAUAGUUACACACCAAAGUGGUUAUGUUGUCCUCAAGAUGAAGUCCUUGGGGAUCCACUGCACCAGAUGGUGCAUUUGCAAACACAGUCCUCAGAAAUACAGCGCUGAAUCUGCAGCCACUGGGUCUGCAGAGACAUGAUGCUUGGCUUACUGGGUUUACCCACAGUCAACUUGUUUACCUGAAAGAAACAAAAGAAGGAUCCAAAUCCUGGUCUUACAUAAUCAGGUGGACCUCAUGGAUAAAAUGUGUUUGAAGGAAGUCUUUUACUGGGUUUAGGGGGUUGUUUGUGUCUGUUUUCUUCAAUUUGGUUGAUGUCUCUUUCACUCCACUCCUUGUGCAUUUUAACAUCUCCCACUAUCUGCACCAUUUUUCUCCUAUUUUACUCUGUCUGCUCAGGUCUAGUCAGCCCUUAACCACUGAUCCUAAGUUUGUUGCUCUCCAAAGAACUCAUGAGUAAUAUUAAAAAUAUCAGCCAGGUCUCGUUUUCACCACAUUGUCAACAGGAACAUUCAGAUAUUCAGUCUUAUGAAACCUUGUUGUGAAAUGACUUGUUUGGUGUAAUUAAAUAUGUGUCUCUCUGUCUUUGGUUUCAGGUUUUAAGCAAUUUCAUAAGGUGAAAAUCAGCUCAAAGGACUCGGGACUGGAUCUAAACGAUCCUGCAGUGAAAGAGGCCAUCCUGAAACAUGUGAGUCCAAUUCAAAUGACAUUAUUUGUUAGAAUAAGAGUGAAUGUAAAUCGUCUUCAUUCAUCAUCUUAAUCAUCUAAAUUGAGUCUUAUUGAUAACUAGUUCAGCCCAGCACUUUGAACUGGGAUUUUUCUGUCUACAAGAAGUGAAAUAUUCAAAGGACACCAAGCUUAGAGCAUUUCAACCUCUGUGUUACAGAUUUUACAAGCACAUUUGCUAGAGCAACGCGCAUGCAAAUUCCAGACUGGUUCUUGCUGACCAAGUCCAGUGUGUUUGUUAACUGUUGUUUCCAUUGCAAAAAUUUAAGUGAAAUAUAUAAUCAAAAGCUAAUGAGAAGAGUGUGGACAAACUCAGACUAAUUUCAGCCUGUAUCAUAACCAGCAUUAUUUUAAUGUUGACUGUUAUACUUAUUCCAUCUCCAUACAGGUUUAAUUUUACAUUCCCAUUUUAUACCUCUGAAUGCUCUUAAUUAUCAGAAAAACAAUAUUCCUGUGUAACUAGUCCUCUUCAAUAACUCUCAAGUGAAUCUUUGACUCUUUCUUUAGCUCAAAAUCAUAAGAAAAUACAAAAGUUUGUUCUCUGUGUCUGAGCUAUCCGACCACAAUAAAUCGGGCUGUUGUGAUUCUGAACUUUUAAAUGAAUACAAUGAAGCAAUGCUUUGAUUUGUAAUUUGACUUCUGUUUCGCUCCUCAGACCAAGCAGCAGCUGAGUGGAGCCAAUGUUGGCGUCGUACAAUGGAGUAAACAUCCUGAUAAAAGAGAGCCGGAUCAGAGUAGCAGCUCUGGCUGUAAACUUUUUUAUUCAUAAGUUUUGUUUGUCUCUGUUAGUACUUGGUCACAUACCGCUGAGGAUUCACUUCAAUUAUAUCACUGAGCAGAGAGAAGACAGGUUCAUUGGACGCUGAUACAUUUAUGGUGGAACAACCAAGAAAGAGACUCAGGAGGCUAUGACUUGGAAAUCUACGAAAUUUAAGAUUUUAUAUUAUGUAAGAUAUGAAUAUGGAAAACACCACAAGCUCUGAGAGUGAUGCAAAAAAACACUGAGGACUCAAACUUGAGGUUUGGUGACUGAAUUACGACACUAACCUGUACUGACUGGCUGUUUUUGUUGGUUGCUUGUUUCCUUUAAUUUUGCUGCUACUUGAAAGUUGUAAAUCUUUAAAUUUUAAGUAUGAGUAAGGAAAUGUUUCUUCUGUUUUAUUUAUUUAUUUUUGUAAAUUAUGUCAAGUAAUGUACAUUGAUGUAAGUAUAUAAAGAGCAAAAACUUUCA